Molecule: messenger RNA, 949 nt
Organism: Panicum virgatum (switchgrass)
Lineage: Eukaryota; Viridiplantae; Streptophyta; Magnoliopsida; Poales; Poaceae
Exons: 2
Coding region: 156-719 (187 amino acids)
Source: RefSeq, a predicted model, not a curated record
GCGACAAACAUAUCAUAGGAACCUCCUUAAAAUGAAAGAUAAAGUUCAUGUGGAGCUAGCAAGAGAGAUCAGCGCCAGCCUAUACCAGUAUACCAAUAAGGGAGCACAUAGGACAAGGCCCUAAUUGUUCUUAAAUACCAUUCCAGGGAGGCCAGAUGGCAAAAUUGACCAUAAGUUAUGUGAAGACUCUAGCACAAAUCAUAGAUCAUCUUGGAUUGGAGGAACCAAAAAUAGCGUAUGAGAAGGGAGAGAGCGGAACGUUCCAUGCUACCAUAGAAGUGGACCAUGUGAACUGGGUAUCCAUGGGAUACAGAGGCCAACAAGAAUUCACAGGCAAGUCAUCAGUUUCCGCAAGAAGAGCUGUUGGGAAGGCCGCUCAUAAAGUUGUCAAUACUCUGGAGAAAUAUGGUCUCGUCAAGAUCAAUGAUUUCAGCAGGAAACAACUGAAGCUGUGGAAGAAAAGAGUCAUGAAUAUUGCUAAGGUAUGCAAGGAACUCAUCGACGAAAGAGAUGUACUUGAGAGGAACAACGCGUACCUACAAAACAAGCACAAUAAAUUACUUGCAGAGAAUGCUAGGAUGGAAGAAGAAAUAUCGAGGCUGGAGGAAAAGAUAGUUGGGCGCACAGAAGGUGAAAAGGAAGAUAAGGAGCCCACUAGCAAGAACGACCACUUGGAUGGAGAUAACACUACAAUGGAGGAAUUCAUGGAAGUUAAGUAGGAAGGCACAUAAUAUAAAUUGCUGCGGUACUAGGUUUCCAUCUGUGCAAGUACUGGUCAAUGUGUUAUAUAUAGUAAUUCUGUGUCCUAGGAAGGUACCUGCAGCUCAACUAAUGGUGCUGAUAGUAGUAAUGGUUUCAAGUACCUAUUAUAUAUUAGUGUCGCAUCUUAAAAAAGAGGACUGGUUGUACGUCUUGAUGUUGUCUUUUCGCUAUUGAAUGCAUGGUACUU